This is a messenger RNA of Exaiptasia diaphana, 3415 nucleotides long. RefSeq names its product transmembrane protein 181-like. Gene Ontology annotation, molecular function: toxic substance binding. The record is from RefSeq and is a predicted model, not a curated record. Lineage: Eukaryota; Metazoa; Cnidaria; Anthozoa; Actiniaria; Aiptasiidae. The transcript is spliced from 15 exons.
ACGAGUCGCUUGUUAUUAUUUCCAAAGCAAGAGAUGGACGUGGAAUUAUAUGAAGUAAAUCCAACGUGAAUAUAUGUACUGAUACACACCAAAAUGGCUGUUAAAGACAUGGAGUCCACUGUUCAAAUGAGGCUAUAUACACUAACAAAAAGGCAGUUUGUCAUGGUCUUUGUGGCAUUUAUUAUUGCCUUUUCGUGUAGUGUUUUUAUUGGAAUUGCAGGACCACCAAUUAUAUCYAGUCGUCAUUACAGUGCAACAAAGGACUUAAAUAUCCCUCAACAAAAACUUUUGACAGGACCCUUCAAGAUUGAUACUGGUUUACUGUCAUCAUUCAGUCAACAGAUAUGGCUACUUGGUCACUUCAACAUCAAUGGUACCAAGAAAGGAACUUCCUUCAGUGUCAAUUUUAAACUUGGAGUAGACAUUCGUGGUAGAGUAAAAGACACCAGCUACCACUGGAUAACAUCAUCCUCUAAUAGAACAAGACAUGUCAAGUGUAAUGACAAGAAAUGUAGUAAUCUUGUGAUUCUGCACCUUGGGUAUAUUGACUACCCAUCCUACGCUGUACAAGUGAAGUUUAAAGACUUGAGUUUUCCGUCUGGUGUCUCCCUCAUUGAUGUGGUUUUCACUCUGAAGCAUUACAAUGGUGAAUUUACUCAAGUAGAGAUCUGGUUUAGAUUUGUGUUCUUGGUAAUGGCAUUCAUGGUUACAUGUCUGUUUGCCCAUUCACUGAGAAGGUUCUCCCUGAAACACUGGUCCAUUGAACAAAAGUAUGUUUGAUCACUCAUUUUAAUGUCUAAACAUGUCAACAAUAGCAAUAACUGCAGUGUAAGUGACAAUGUCAAUCUUGAAGAUUUGGCAGUAAUUUUGUUGUAUGUUCAACAGAGUGACAGAAGAUUCAUCCAGUUUUACUUCCCAAAGCUGUUAAUUGUUGGUUUGUUAUGGGUGUCAGCCUUUAUAUUGUCUACUUGGCAGCAGUAUAAUGAACUCAGAGAUCCCACAUACCAGUACAAGAUUGAUAUUGGACACUUUAUGGGUCUCAAGGUGUUUUUCUUCACUGUGGGUGGUAUCUACUUGGUGUACUUGAUUUACCUUCUUAUCAGAGCCUACAGUGAACUCAAGGCCAUGCCAUACUUUGACCUGCGUAUCAAGUUCUUGACGGCGUUGAUGUUAAUAGUCCUGAUAAUCAGUUUGGUAAUCACUGGUCUCAGGUUUGGUACUACUGCAUUACAGGAAAACUUUGUUGCAGACUUAGAAACACACUACAAAAACUCAGCUGAAUUCCUGACAUUUUAUGGUCUUCUUAAUUUUUACUUGUACACCAUGGCGUUUGUCUACUCACCGUCAAAAAAUGCACUUUAUGAUUCAUAUUUCCGUGAACCAUCAACUUUCUCCAUGAUAAAUGAGUCUGAUGAAGAAGAUCAAAUGAUUUAUAGUUCMAAGAAAGAAUCCAGCCGUUCUCCAUACAGUAGUUCUUCAGAAGAUUGAAAGGCUUAUGUUCUCUGAGAUACAUGUACAGAUCAUAGUUGAAUGAAAAACUUCUUGCUUCUUCAAAGUUGCACUUUCAACUUAUAAAAAGGCUCUCUUCCAAUAUUGUAAUGGAUGGUACACAAUAGAAUUAUAAUAUUAAUAAUAAUUUGAAGUAAUUUUUUAUAGUUGACAUCAAUAAUUUUCAUAGUUAUUAUUGAUAAUUAGUAAUGGUACAUAAUCAUAUAAUAGAUAUUACCAUCCUUAGAAUAUUAACAUCAAUGACAUGCUUAUCAGUGAUGUCUAAGUUUUAGCAUUUAAUAAGGUAAUUUAUAGACAAAGAAAUGUCCUGGUUAAUUUCUUAUUUCUUUAGAAAUUCUUAUCAAGCAUACUGGAAAAUAACACCUUUCAUAUAGCUUAUAAUUAAGAUAAAACAUCACAAUGUUUAUAUAUUUCAUCAACUUAUACUCAUAGCUUAUACUCAAAGCUUUAGUCUAAGAAUCUUUUAUUAAGAUAUUAUAUCAUAUUAAAUUGUACCAUAAACGGUAGAUGUUUGCUAUUAGGACUAUAAAAUAAAUGGCAAUCAGUUGGAUUUAUCGCGUAAAUGCUUACACCAUAAGCCAGAAGGAUCUUUGAGAUUAGGAUCAUGUAUUAAAUCUUUUAUUCACAGAAUAUAGUUCCACUUAUAUAAUAUGUGGUUGGAUGCUAGAAUAAUAAUAUAGAUAAGUCCAUACCAAGCAGAUUACACCUAAUUGAAAAUACACAGUCUUAAAAGGUUACACCAUCAAAGCUAAGACAGAAAGGGGGCGUGAUGAUAUUACGAGCCAUAUAAGGGGGCAUGAUGAUAUUACGAGCCAUAUAAGGGGGCAUGAUGAUAUUACGAGCCAUAUAAUUAAAUGUUUCAGUGUCAAAAGUUGCCUGCACUGAAUAGAAUGACCUCUGCGAGUAAUGCUAUAAUGUAAAAUGUUAGCAAAUAUUGUUUGAAUGUCUGAGUACUAAGAUUCUCUUUAGUGUUAUAAGCUUCGAUGGUAUAACAGUUUUGCGACCUGACAAAGUUAAUUCAGUUAGGUGUAUCAUGAUAGCUUUGUAUAGAUUGGAUUUCUUGUGACUGUGUAAACAACACUACAGUUUUGUGUCGCGUACCAUGCCAUGAUGUGUUGUUGUAUCGAUAUCCAUGUCAUACUAAAUCCUCUCUAUGUACUCAGCCAAUGAGAGAUAAAAUGGCUUAAUUCAUAAAAUAUAAAUACUCCAUAUGCUCAUCAAUUUUAUAGUUACUAGAGCCAURCUUUUCCAAGAUAAAAAGUUAGUGCAUCCCAUUUAGCAGCAAGGGGGGUGGGGGUUGUUACUUACUUAGUAGGAGUAGGACAGACCUCUAUCUGACAAUUUUGGAGGGCGCAUGGAAAUUUAAUGAUUUAGUAACAAAUUGGGUCAAGAAGUUUUUUCAAUACAAAAAAUGUUCUUAAAAAGUACAUUGUAGUAUGAAUAUGUACCCUUAAGCCAAUUUAAGUAGARCUUAGUAAUGAUGCAGGCAGGACAUUUUCAGCCAUUGGGGGUUUAACCAACUCCCAGCUUAYAUACCCUGGUUGAGUUUGCAAUGUAAUUAGUAUGAAUUAUGAUUAUAGUUGAGGGUUUGAAAAAUACGUAUCUAUUGUGGUGUAUGACCAACACGUCAGAUACUCUUGAAGAUGGCACUGGGAACUAUGAAAGAGAGUAUUAUUCCAUGUUUAAGACAAAGUAAAAUAGAAUUAGGAAAUUAGUUUGAUAAUUACACACACUCAGCCUAUCAAAAUAUAAUUACAGUACAUUAAUAUGCAACGAUAAACACAUGGUGACAGAUCAAUAUAAAGUAACAGGGUUUGUUGAUAUGGCUUUGGUGUUUACUAAAAAGAAUACAUAAUAUUUUGGUAUAAACUAUGUGGAAGAUAAAUAAAUGUAGACAAAUUUAAAA